GCUAAUCCGCAGAGUUUGCCUCAAUUGCUUGGCCAGCGCUUAAAUUAGUCGAGCAGCGACACUCAGCCGGUUCACUUGCAACAUGAAGAGCGACGAGAUCAUCGAGAAGAUACGCAGCAAGCUGAAGGAAUCGGAUCCUGCCCGGCGCACCGUGGUCAACACCUUUCAGUUCAACUUCACCGAUGCGGAUGGCAAUCUUAUCAGGAGCAUGGUCUUUGAUUUCAAAGCGCUGGACAUCUAUGAGGGCAGUGCUGCCAGUGCCGAUGCACAGGUCACCAUUUCGGAUGAGGAUUUCUAUUUGGUGGGCACUAAGCAGAAGACUUUUCAGGAGGUUCUGCAGCAGGAGAAGGCCAAGAUUGAUGGCGAUGAGGAAGCUAUUAACAAAAUGCUGGAGAAGUUUCGCAUAAACUCCCAGAACUAGCAAAGAGAGAUACAUUUAUUAUGCAUGAUAUUUAUGUAACGGUCCUUAUUUACUUUAUCAACCUCCCAGUAAUGACUGCAAUCACCACAAAUAAAUAUAUAUUAAUGUUUUGAACUCUAAAGAAAAUGUUUU
This is a messenger RNA of Drosophila biarmipes, 553 nucleotides long. RefSeq lists its product as uncharacterized. The transcript is spliced from 2 exons. NCBI's taxonomy places the organism in Eukaryota, Metazoa, Arthropoda, Insecta, Diptera, Drosophilidae. The coding region runs from base 83 to 421 and encodes 112 amino acids. Gene Ontology annotation, cellular component: cytosol. The record is from RefSeq and is a predicted model, not a curated record.